Schizosaccharomyces octosporus yFS286 is the source of this 2147-nucleotide messenger RNA. Its product is annotated as aspartic protease Sxa1. Gene Ontology annotation, molecular function: aspartic-type endopeptidase activity. Gene Ontology annotation, biological process: proteolysis. Lineage: Eukaryota; Fungi; Ascomycota; Schizosaccharomycetes; Schizosaccharomycetales; Schizosaccharomycetaceae. The record is from RefSeq and is a predicted model, not a curated record. The transcript has a single exon. The coding region runs from base 202 to 1782 and encodes 526 amino acids.
GAUGACUUCACAUAACCCCUGUAUUCUUUGUUGUAGUCCCAGACAGCUUACGCUAUAAUGACAACUCAGGAUUGGUAUUUAAACUUGCCAAGAACCAACAUCUUAAAAUACCCAUUAAUUGGGCGGUUAGGUACAAAUUUACAAAGAAAUAACAAUAAAGGAACGCAAUUUUAAAUAGAAAAUUUCAUUGAAUAGUAGAAAAUGAAAUUCUCUCUUUUGUGGGCAGCAGCCUGUGUCUUACAAACUGCAAAGAAUCAGCUUUCUUCUGCUGCCGUUAUUGACACAAAUGACGACAGUGGGAAAUCUGUUGUUAUGGGAUUAAAACAUAGUUAUUCCCGAGAUGAUUCUGCAGAUUUUGAAAGAACUCGUUUCUUGUCGAAACGAGAUGAGUCAGGUUAUCCUCUUUUGGAUCUAGAGUAUACUAAUACAGGAAGUUACUUCGCUAGUAUCAUCAUGGGUGAAAAAAAGAAAAACUUCUCCUUGACACUCGAUACUGGUAGCCCUUAUACUUGGGUAACCGCGAAUAAUAUAACAGCCCUUGAUCCUUCCGAGUUCAGUCAGGUGGAAAUGGCUCCAGGAAAAUCUACAUCUGAAAUACAAAGCAUUUGCAGUAACUAUACUUGCUAUGACUUUUCAGACACCAGUGCGAAGAUUACUGGUAGCAACAUCAUCGGUUUCCUUACUGGAUAUGGUGAUAACACCACUGCUAUUGGUUAUAACAUGGUUGACAAGGCUUAUUUUGCUGGAUUAGCUCUUGACAACUUCACUUUUGGUGUCGCCACUCGUGAAUACGAUUCCCAGCAGAUUAGCGUUACCCCCGGUAUCAUCGGUUUGUCUCCAGGAAUGACCAUUACUGGUGUUACGUCGAACAACCGUGCUGUCGCUUAUUCACCUCCUACUAUUGUCGAACAGUUGUAUACUUCUGGCCUGAUCAAUUCCUAUUCUUUUGGUAUCUACCUGAAUGAACAAGAAGGUGAAUUGAUCUUUGGUGGUUAUAAUAAAGCAAAGGUUGACGGUAAUUUCCAUUGGUUGGACAUCUCCGGUGAAAGUAAUUUUUACUCUGUAUUUUUGGAGAGUUUGAGUUUGCCCGAUCCAUCCAACCAACAAAACUCAAAGAAACUGACUUUUGAGAAGCGCGAUUCUAGUUUACAAGUCAACCAAAACACUACUGUUGAUACUGGUACCGUCUUGUUGUACAUGCCCGACAAUGUUGUUGAGGGUAUUGCUGAUCGUUACUCAGGAUUCAUUAGCAGUCAAGGAUACCCAGUUGUUUACUGUAAUUCCUUUUCUGAUUCUGAUCAUGUCCAGUUUAACUUCCAAGGUGAUGCUUCCUUCCAAGUCAGUAUAAAAGAAUUAGUGAUUGCUCGUGAACCAUACCAAGGAGAUGAGGUUUGUUACUUGGCUUUCGUUCCAAGUCCUGAUACUUGCAUCCUUGGUCAAUACUUUUUGCAGAACGUUUACGCUGCUUACGAUUGGGAUGCCCAAAAAAUCGGAUUUGCUAAUCUUCGUAGCAACGCCACCGGUUCUGGCGUUGAAGUUUCUAACAUCGCUUCCGCUUUGAGUGGUGUCCCAACUUCCAAACCCCCUACUACUCCUGCCGCGGAUGGUCAAAGCAUUGGUUCUUCUAGUGUUCCUUUAACCGGUACACCCGGCGCCAAUAGCACAUUGCAAGAAAGUACUAGUGGAACUGAGGAGUCUAUUGCUUCGUCUUUCGGCAAAUACGGUCUGUAUUCCGUGUUUGCAAUGAUGAGUUCUUUUUUCUUUGUCCUUGUCGUUAUGUAAAUAUUCCUCCAUUUCAAAAGCGAAUUUUUGCUUUUAAGUCGUUCCUUGCCUUUCACGUUUCUACGAUCAAAACGGAAAGUAUUUAACUCCCAAUCUAUCUAUUAUGUGUUUAACACUUGUUAUCUUUACUUUAUAUAUAUGUAGUUACUCCUCUUCACUUAUGAAUCCUUGCAAUUGUUAUAUUACUUUUCUAUAUUUGAUUAUCGUUUGCUGAUAUUUUAAGUAAUGUGUGAUAUGUCGAAUAUUUUUUACUCUAUAUUACUUCUUUUCUUUCUUUUUUUUUGGUUUUUGAAUAGUUAAAUACGAAGCAGCUUUAAAGAAUUGAAUAACUUUUAACAAUUAAUACCUUCCUUUGUCUUACGAGC